Molecule: messenger RNA, 654 nt
Organism: Daktulosphaira vitifoliae (grape phylloxera)
Lineage: Eukaryota; Metazoa; Arthropoda; Insecta; Hemiptera; Phylloxeridae
Gene: Tango11
Product: transport and Golgi organization protein 11
Exons: 4
Coding region: 1-654 (217 amino acids)
Source: RefSeq, a predicted model, not a curated record
AUGGAUGAUUAUGUAUAUGACUCAAAUUUUACAGAAGAAAUAAACAAAAAAAUGCAAGUGCCUAAAAGCAUAAAAGUUAAUGGUGAUGUCUCUAAUUUCCGACCCACAAAUUUUUACUCUGACGAAGAUAACCCUUAUGGAGAUAAUUUUGAUAUGCAAGUUCCAGAAAAAAUAAUUCUUUUAGGACAUAACCAACACAAGGGUUCUUCUUCUAAACCUAAAGAAUUUGCAAUUGAUGAUUUAAUUAUACCUCAACCUCCACCAGAAGAAAUACUACGUGUUCAAACACCACCAUCUAAAAUAACUUUGUCAAAGCACUAUUUUCCAACUGUGUUAGAUGAUAUGAAUAGUAAAUAUUCAUCACCUGAUCAAUAUGCUGUUUUUAAUAAUAAAAUAAUGAAUGAUGAUAUUAAUACAGCUGAACAAAAUAAACCAAUAAAUACAAGUUUUUUCAAUACAAGUAUAAGUGAACCGAUGACAUUAUCUGAAGAAGUUGCACAUUUACGCCAACAAAUGAGCAGAGUUUCAAGACGUGUGAUUGAAUUAGAACAUUUAGUUUCACAACCAUUUUACAUUAAAGAAAGAAAGUUAAUUUUAACAUUAGCUUGUGGCUAUUUAGUAUUAAAAAUUACGUCAUGGCUAACUAGGCGUUAA